Messenger RNA from Paramuricea clavata, 399 nucleotides. NCBI's taxonomy places the organism in Eukaryota, Metazoa, Cnidaria, Anthozoa, Malacalcyonacea, Plexauridae. The record is from the annotation of a GenBank genome assembly.
AUGGGAAGACCCAGGAAGGUAGAUGAAAGAUCUACUCGGAAACUAAUCCGUUGCUUACAGUCAUUGGGGGACACACGUGUUGCUUUCACUGUCAAACCUUUGGUCGCAGAGAGUGGUCUCAGUUUAAAUAUGGCUAGCCGAAGAACGUUUUCGCGUAUUCUGAACGAAAAUGGCUAUGGAUAUUUCCAAAGAAGAAAGAAAGGCUUACUGAGCGAGAAAGAUAGAAAAAUUAGGAAGAACUUUGGUUAUAAAAUAAAAAAGGAACUCAAACGAAAUUCCAAUUUUUCGAAAAACGAGGUGGCAUUUUAUUUGGACGGUGUGUCUUUCGUCCACAAAUACAAUCCAAUGAGCAACGCUGGCAGUAGCAAUUCGAAAGUUUGGCGUAAACGGGGCGAGUGA